UCCUGUCGUCACGCGUUUUGUCUGCCGCUAUCACGCCAACAUCCACCGUCAACAGCUAUCGUCAUAUUUCAGAGAUUAAUUGAGCUGUAGUCUCAUAUUUCAACUUGAAUGUUUCGUUAAAAAAAACUACCGUCAAAUUUGCAUUGUCGUUGCAAGAAGUUCAGACUCGACUGUCUUGUGUGGCAAAUGGAGCCCGACACGCCGCCAACCGCAGCGAUCGCGGCCGUCACAGCUGCCAAGCUGUCGGAGCGCAAGCGCCUUAAGCACCGGGAAUACGUCAAGAAAUCGUACAAGAAGAAACUCACAACGCUCGAGAAUCUCCGACGUGAGCUGGACGUGCUGGAUAAGCAAUACGCGGCCCUGCUGAUAUCGGGAAGCGGAAACAGCCAACAGAGCGAUAAGGACAGCUCCACUGGACCUCAGACACCAACGAUGCAAAAGUACCUACAGGCCACGGAGCUUAAGAAAGUGUAUCAGCAAGAGAAUGGUCGACUGUACCAGCUCAAUGCGUAUCACAUGAAAAUCGAGAGCCGUAUGGGUCAGUUGCUGGACGCCUAUGAGGCAGCCAAAGUACCGCUGCCUGGAAUCUCCACGGCUCGCCAGUACCGUAUUCGCCCCCUACCGACUCCAGCCUACACUAAGGUUAUCAAUGAUGCAACAAACGACGUACUGCGCUUCGCUCGUAGUCCGGAGAAACUCAGCACUGGUGCUCGUGUAUUGGGGUGGAUGGAUCAACGUGAGGUUCACGAACACACCCUCAAGUUUGCCUUACAGAAGGAGUUUGGUCUCUCCCCUCGAGACUUGCUACAACGGAGCUGGGAAAUAUUCUCUAAUCCAGACGAGUUCUCGAAAAUUUACGGCUCUGCUUUGGAUGUCCGGUUCCAUGCACUACAGCAUAUCGACGCUGAUACGAUACUCUUUUACCGGCACAUUACUACACCAGCAGACAGCACCCGAGUAGUCAAAACAGUCUUCUUGCUUGCCAGGAGACAGAUUGAAGAGGGUUAUCUGCUUCUCUUUCGGUCUAUCGAUAAGGAUCUUGUGCACUUCGAAGAGGUGGACGUCGGCGGCGUACCAGAAGUCCAUGUUGACGCCACUACAGCGCUCGAGUUGGCAUCGUCCGAGAUGUGGAUCGAAAAGUACAUUUGGGUUUUAUUUUAUAACGUACCGAAGGAACCCAAGAAGUGUCUGUUUCACUUUGGCGGGACUGCCACCACCACUCUCUGGCUACGCGAAGUCCUGUUCAUUGCGGUUCGAUGGGAGAGCAUGGCUGUAGGUUCACAGUUCACACUCACAGCAGAGUGAGCGGGAUCUUGUGAGUUUUUGUAUUUUUGCGAGUGCAGUAGGCAAGCAAACAGUACCUACCUAAAUAUUAAAUACUGACGCGUUGAAUUCAUCUCGUU
This is a messenger RNA of Phytophthora nicotianae INRA-310, 1403 nucleotides long. RefSeq lists its product as hypothetical. NCBI's taxonomy places the organism in Eukaryota, Oomycota, Peronosporomycetes, Peronosporales, Peronosporaceae. The record is from RefSeq and is a predicted model, not a curated record. The transcript is spliced from 2 exons. Bases 187 to 1305 code for a protein of 372 amino acids.